Messenger RNA from Cuscuta epithymum, 758 nucleotides. NCBI's taxonomy places the organism in Eukaryota, Viridiplantae, Streptophyta, Magnoliopsida, Solanales, Convolvulaceae. The record is from the annotation of a GenBank genome assembly.
CCGUCGUGGAUGCGGCGGUUCUGGAAAACUAUACCUUAACCGGCGACAAUCAUUUCACCGGCAGCUUCAACUUCACCGUUGAGCAAUACAACCCGAGAUCAGAUAAAGGCAUUGUUCUCAGCUGGAGGAGCACAAACGCGUCCCUAAAUUUAGGAGGAGUUGCCCCUGCCGCGCAGGGGCAGCUCGCCAGCACCGCCAUUUUUGACCUGUUCGCGCCGCCUCAGUCCGCCUAUAACCACGCCCUCGAUCUGCAUGCAGAGGGCGUGGUUCUUGACGCCAGCACCUCCGCGGCCCUCAAACCCGCGGCGGGAGGCCCAACCGCGAAGCCCGUCCCCGCGGUCUUAGACAUUCAGACUGAGAUUUGGUUGGAUGAGGGAAUGGAUUCUGGGAUGCUUCAGGCGACGUGCAAAUUGUCUUACUCUUCUGAGGGUUUUGCUCUGAAGGACCGCCGCAAGUGUGCCGUGGUCUGCCAUGAUUGCUGCUGGUACAAUAGCUAUUUGGGGGAACAAAUGUGUAAGAAAGUGACCAAGUGAUUAUACAUAUGUUGAUGGGAGACAAAGCUGGACAAGAAAAAUGAAUUAGCGGAUGAAUUAUCCAACAUCAUCAUUUAUAGAAUUACAUAUUUCUAGUUAAGAUAAUGUAAACUUUGCAACCCUACAAAAAUUUCACUUUAUUUAUAAAGCUUCCACUGCAUUUUUCAUUCAUGUAGUGCAUAUUUCAUUUUGAGAUAAUGUUCAAUUCUUAAAUUCAAUGUCCAG